AGUAAGAAGAGCAAAAAGGGAAUCUCGUCUCGUUCGAGGGCGGGGCUUUUGAUUUCAAUGCCGCCCGCGAGGUAUUGCCAUCCUCGAGGCGCGCCAAUCCAAACCCUUCCCUAAAUUUCUCCCGGUAUUUUGGUUUUCAGAUUCAUCGUUGCUUCCCUCUUGUUGCAGAUCAUCACAAGCUCCCUGCUUUUUUCCUCAAAAAAAAGCUCGCCUUUUGUGAUCUAUAUUGGCCGUUCUUUUGUGCUGUAGGAGGAGAGUGAUAAACAUCCAUACUUUUGUUUCCAGAUUCGCCAUUACUCCCGAGAUCCAAGUUUCUGUUCUUCUCGCAAAGGUUUCAUUUUUGUGGUUCUCUCAUAGUGGUUCUCUCUUCUGAAGAAUGUGAUUCUGAGGUUCUCACAUCAAACAAGGAGAUGGUGGAGACAUAUGUGGGUCCAAGUGAACUUCAUUUGAAGAAGGAGCUUGGUGCCCUCUGCAAGGCAAGGUUCCUUCGUGAUCCUGAAACUUGUUCAUCCUGGAGGUCUCGACUAAGUUCCAGAUCACUCACAGCCGCAUAUAAUUUGAAACGUGGGAAUGCACCUGGAACAAAAUUAACCCGAACUGAUAACAGUCAGAAAAAGGUAUACCUGUAUAAUUGGAGGCAUCAUUCAAGUAAAUCAAGUGAUAGAGGUUUGAAAUUAAAUGACAAUAGCAGGCAGGAUUCAGUGGACGAAAGCUUAGAUGAUAGUUCUAGCAUUCUUUCAAAAGUAGAUUCAAAGAGUGAUACAUACCUCGAGGUUUAUGCGAGCACACAUGGUGUUAGAGAUAAGCAGCCGGAGAAAACAGUGACAAGAGUUGGUAGAAAAUCAGAGAGAAGUGGCUCCUCAAGAAAGCAAAUUGUUAGGAAUUCAGCAGUUACAAAGUUCCUUGAAGGAUCAUCAAGUUCCUUAGGAAUACUUAACCAAGUUGAGGAGUCAGAUGAUAGUGAUCAUGGCAAUGGCAACUCAGAAGAUUUAAGACAACCAGCACAUGAGUAUGCUCAGGGAACUGGAUACCCGGCUCUCUCUGCAUCACCGCUAUUAUCUCUUUCUGCACGUAGAAAUCAGUCAUGCUCCAAAUUCUUCGGAAACACUGGGCGGGAGGAGUCAUCACAUUCUUAUACUCCCAUAUCAACUAGCUCUUACAACAGAUAUGGAGUUCGAAAUGCCAGUACUGCUGGGUCAUGGGAUGGCACUACUUCAUUUGAUGAGGAUGAAUUGGAUCAGAUGGAUUUACCUGGACAGCAAGGAUGUGGUAUUCCUUGUUAUUGGCCCAAAAGAUCAAAAGAUACAGGCUGUGGAGGUUGGUAUUCUCCUUCACUAUCUGAUACUCUAAGGAGAAAAGGAAACAGCAUUCUUUGCAGGGGCCAAAAAUUGUAUAAUAAGAGAAGAUUAUCUGCUUCACAAAAGCGAAAGUACUUGCUUAAAACUUCCCAGGGCCUGUCUCAUCUGACUAGUAGCUGUGGUGGAGGCAGCUCAUCAUCAGAAGCUGCAACUGAUGAGCUUUCAAGUAAUUUCGGGGAACUUGAUUUGGAGGCGAUGAGCCGAUUAGAUGGACGAAGAUGGUCAACCUGUAAAAGUCAAGAUGGAUGGGAAUUAGCACUACCUGGUGCAACUAACAUGGAGAUACUGCAUCGCAGAAGCUUGAACCAGAAACACCGACCGAUGUCUUUUGAUGAAAUAAUGGGCCAGAACAUUGUUGUCCAAUCGCUUAGUAAUGCUGUCAUAAGGGGGAGAAUAGCCCCUGCGUAUUUGUUUUAUGGUCCACGGGGGACUGGAAAAACAGCAACAGCAAUGGUAUUCUCAGCUGCUUUGAAUUGCCUCUCCACUGAACAUAAAAAGCCUUGUGGUUUCUGUAAAGAGUGCAGGAAUUUUUCCAGUGGAAAUGGAUCAAACGUGAUAGAGGUGGACGCCACUGAUAAUAAGAGUAUGGAUAGAUUCACAUAUCUAUUAAAGAAUAUGUCUGUAGCCAGAAAAUCGUCAAGACGCAAAGUUUUUGUGAUUGAGGAAUGCCACAUGUUAUCUUCCAAGUUGUGGUCUGCAUUCACUAAAUUUCUUGAAGAGCCACUUCCCCGUGUUGUCUUUAUUUUUGUUACAAUUGAUCCGGACAAAUUGCCUCGUGCUAUACUCUCUCGAUGUCAGAAAUACCUUUUCCCAAAGAUCAAGGAGGCUGAUAUUGUUUGCCGGUUGAGGAGGAUUUCUGAUGAAGAAAAACUUGACGUUGAAUUGGAUGCUCUGAAUGUGAUUGCUUUGAAUUCAGAUGGAUCACUUCGUGAUGCAGAAACAAUGUUGGACCAGCUGAGUUUGCUGGGAAAAAGAAUCACAUCAUCCCUCAGAAUGAUCUUGUAAGGAAUCGUCUCAGAGGAAAGAUUACUUGAUCUUCUGGAGAUAGCAAUGUCAUCAGACACUGCAGAAACAGUGAAAAGGUCCAGAGAGCUGAUGGAUUCUGGUGUUGAUCCAAUGGCUUUGAUGAACCAAUUAGCUGCACUUAUAAUGGACAUUAUUGCUGGCACAUACCAGUUGACGAAUUCAGAAUGCGGUGGCACAGUUCUUGGUGGACGAAGUUUAACUGAAGGUGAAUUGGAGAGAUUACAGCAAGCUUUGAAGAUUCUUUCUGAUGCUGAAAAGCAGCUAAAGGUUUCAAGCGAGCGGUCAACAUGGUUCACUGCAGCCUUGCUCCAACUUGGUUCUGGUCAUGAUGCACAACAAACUCCAGCUAUUUCCCAUGAACUAAGUACAGUACUGAUGAGAAUAACUGGCAGAAGUCCCACCCCCCAUGGACACAGAAGAAGUGAAAGCUUACCAAGCCAAUUGUUGCCUUCAAAAGAUCAAUCUACUGAUCAUGAAAUGUCAAAAGAUUUGGCUGAAAUUUGGAAAAGGUGCAUUGAGAGAUGCCAUUCAAAGAAACUCAGAGAAUUGCUUUAUGACCAUGGAAAGUUGGUAUCAAUCACAGAAUCCGAAGGUAUUCUGGUGGCUUUUAUAGGAUUUACAGAUGAUAAUAUUAAAUCCCAAGUGGAAAGGCUCUCGAGUAGCAUAAAGAAUUCUCUUGAUAUGGUCUUGAGGCACAGUGUGGAGAUUAGAAUUGGCCUGAUGUCGGAAUAUUACACAAAGGGAAAAUCUGUAGUGAUGGUUUCCGCAAGAGAUCAAGCGGAGAAUGUUAAGCUCUUGUUAAAGAAGAAAAUGAAUCAAUCUGAUGAAUUCGAUGAGUAUUCUGAGAAAGACAGAAAACACGGAGCCAGUGAGUUCUCUAGGAAAAGUCCUGAUUACUUGAGGUCUAUAAUCCAAAGAACACUACAAAAACAUGAACACUCUGCAGCGAUGAAUGGAUGCAUUAAUAAAUCUGAUGCAAUUCAUUGCAGAAAUGAGAAUGGCCGGGUUCAUAGAACUCUGAUGGGCACUACAGAUGAGCAAAAACUGGAAAGUGCAUGGCUUCAAGCCGAAGAAAAAUGUACCCCUGGGUCUUUGAGUCACUUGAAACGCGAAAAAAAUCAAAUUCAUCCACAAAAUGGUGCUAGUCUCAGUUUGUCUUCAGUAGUGCCAAGAUCAUCCAGCUGCAGGGAAGAAGAUCUGAAUCAGCAGAUUGAAGCCUUAAAAGUUUGUAAUUCUCGACUCACAUACAAUGAAGAAACUUCAAGGAGGGUCGACCACUCUGCCAUUUCUCCGAGUUUACUGCACAAUAACAACCUUGCUGCAAAUUCUGAGAAAGAAAACACGGAAUAUGAUUCAGCACCUGGUUGUGAUGGCCUUUUUUGUUGGAAUAUUCCUAAAUCAAACAGAGGGAAGCUGAAGCAAGGAACUCGCUUACGGUCACGAAGGAGCACACACAUAUCCUUGUUCGGGGAGUGCGGGAAGUCGAAGUCGCUUGAAAGUGCAGCAACAGAUAAAACAAGUUAAAGAUGGUGCAAUAUUUUUAUACCUUUUUCUGUAAAUUUUCAGUCCUUCAUUGAAGUACAAAAAGUUAAAGGUAUAA
Messenger RNA from Dioscorea cayenensis subsp. rotundata (Guinea yam), 3984 nucleotides. Its product is annotated as protein STICHEL-like. Lineage: Eukaryota; Viridiplantae; Streptophyta; Magnoliopsida; Dioscoreales; Dioscoreaceae. Gene Ontology annotation, cellular component: DNA polymerase III complex; DNA replication factor C complex; nucleus. Gene Ontology annotation, molecular function: DNA binding; ATP binding; DNA clamp loader activity. Gene Ontology annotation, biological process: DNA repair; DNA-templated DNA replication. The record is from RefSeq and is a predicted model, not a curated record.